AUGGCGCAUCCAUACUCUUCCACCUCGCUGUACCCUGGCACGCCGUCAUACGCGCCUCAGCAGUCAUACUACCCAGCUUUUCCAUCUAAUGGACUGCAGCAGACGAUAAAUACUCCUCCAGGCAUUCCUCAGCAGCUGCCACAACCGCAGGGCCAGAUCCAGUCGCACUCUUCCUACCAACCACAACCAUCACCUGUCACAAAUGGCCCACGAUUCGAUGCCAAUUCGCAGAUUCGUCCUCCUGCGCCUCCUUUUCAUCCGUUUCCCCCUCCUACUACUACCUUCAAUUCCGAUUUCUUCAAGCAAUUUGCCAGUGCGGGUUUCCCGCCUCCACCCCCUCCAAACUUUCCUCCAGUGCCAAUUCCAGGUGCUGCGUAUCCGCAGCUACCUGGUUCCGUGAAUACCUCCACUUCCUCGCCCUAUCCUCAACAUGUUGCGGCUGGAGCGCCAGGAUUUAGCACAAGUAUUGGUGGAAAUGAACAAACUCGCCAGAGUGCAGGGGAUCAAUACAUCGGUGGCCAUACGGGUUCAAGAGGUGGGCUGGAUGCGCAGUCAGACCUCCAGUUGUAUGGCCCAGCAAUGACUAUCCAGAAUGCAAUCUCACACCAGGCACACCCACUUCCCAAAGGGAAAGAUUCCGACAAAGAACAGACACUUCCAUCUUUUGGCUCUAGAUCAGAUAUCGAUAUGUUGUUCGCAAAUGCUCAAAACCAGGCUAUGAUCGUUCCGCAACCGAAAGAUACGAAUAGCACCACUGAGCCUGAGCUGGCUGCAGAUGGGAAUGUCUCGCCGUAUGAUCCAACUCGUCCCGCGGCGAUUACUGAUCGAGCAUCAGGUGGCUUUGGGUCCUCUAACAAACCCUCCAAAAGCGCCAGUCUGAGGCCGGUCGAGAGAACUUACGAUAAUAAGUCCCUUAUUGAGCUGCGACAGCUUGCAAAGGGUGCUGUUCUAUCCCUUGUCCCUCACAGAAUACUCUAUGCAGAUCUGGUAAAGGAAGGUGUCAAUCCACAAAUCUUACACGAAUUGUAUGAAGAACUCGGCCUCAGAACGGAAGCUAGUCAAUCACAAGCUCGCGAGGAAUUCCGCAGUAAGCAACCUCUUCCUGUUGAUGGCAAUGAAUCAUCGACAGCCUUGCAACAGCCGAAGACGGGAUCGCAGAAUGCUACACCCCUGGUCACCACGGCGCAAGCAGGGGGCGUCAGUGAGACCACAGCACCACCAGCCGCUCCUGAUCUCAAGAAUCAACAGGCGGGGCUUAGUCCCAGCUUGGAGCGGAAAGAUCGCAUUGCACAGCUGCUCGCUGCAAAGACGGGUCGUCCGACAUCUAACCCUGCAUCAGCUACCCCGACCCAACAUGAGGCAUCUAAAAUGACGGCUCCAACGACAGCACUUGUGGAAUCGACCGGCACAGCCAUGCCUUCUUCCAAUCCACAGAACUUCCCGGCGCAGCUACCACAACCUGUCGCGGCCACUCAAGGGACAAGCGGGACGAAACCAAAGGCUCAGACUGAGCUGGUUAAACAGAAAAUGGAACAGCUGAGACGCGAAGCGCAGGCAAAGACAGGAGGUACUGCAUCGGAAGUUCCUACAGCAGAGUCUGCGGCUCUGGUUCGCGACAUGGCUAGCGACGCUUCAAGAGUAAUUCCUCUGGCUGAAAAUGUGCCUCCAUCCUCAGCAACCAGAGUUACCCACUUCGAGAGCCAGGCCCCUGUGCCAUCCCUGAUCCCGGGAUUGUUCAUGAGCUCCACCGAACCAUCUACCUUGGAUGAAGCUACAAGAUCAGUGACAGAGGUUCCAAUGAGCUCCACAGCAGACGUUAGACAAUCGAACGCUGUCUCUGAGAACGAAACCUCUGUUGGUAUGCCAGAUCUUCAAUCGUCUCCCUCUAUCCCGACGAAACGCCCCUCCGACUCUGAUCCCACGACAAUGGGCAUCCCACUCCCCAAGAAGCCGAAUCUACAACAAAAUCUUCUGUAUACUCCUUCUUUGCCCCUUCCAGAUAGUGACGCCGACUACCAGUCGGAGGGGGAGAUUGUCGAAGAGCCUGGGAGCGAUGCUAUGGCGAUGGGAUCAGAUUCAGAGCAAGAUAGCCAGGAGUUUGCGCCAGCUGAUCUCCGUCCGAACGCCACCACCUCAAUCUUCCAUAAGCCAAAGCCCGUCAAUCAAUCUUCGACAAAGGCGUCGCAAACAGCCUCAACAAAUGAAUCAGGCAAGGACGAGUUGUAUCGUGCCAAACAGACAGAAAUUGAAGCUAUGCGGCGGAAGAUUGCUGAACUGGAGCAGCGGAACAAGCUGAAACGCACCAGAAGUCAAGUCGAAUCCCCGUCAUCAUCAAACCCUCCGACCCCCGCGAUUGCCAGAGAGGAUCAACAAUUGGCCAGUUCACCUGUUCCGCAAACCAUUGACCUGCCUGGUAUAUCCCGGCUUCCGCCGCAGCGGCAGCAUUCAGGUCCUUCCGUGAUCUCCAAGCUAACUCCAGCACAGCUUCAGGAGAGAGAGGCAGUGUUGAAACAAGCUCUCCUCAGACAGCGUGCUCAACGACAACAAGUGUUACAAGAAGGCUUGCCUGAUUUGAAUGCGAAAGUCAAAAAGACCGAGACACGACUGGAGGAUUCCCGCAGAGAGCUGGUGCAAGUUCGUGCUCAAAUACAAAAGAUGCGCAUGGAACUGGGUCGAUUAGUGGCACAGGAGAAGAGACUGGUUGAGGAAGAAUCCCAGUUCGAGGAACAAUUACAAGAGGGCCGGUCGGGUCAGAAACGAUAUUCGGAUGAGCUGCAGCAGAUCAGGCUUGAAAAGCUUGCCGAAGCUCAAGCAGCCCCGGCGGAAGAGGAGUUGGUUGUUUCCAACCCAUCGCCCCCGGCGGUUGGCACGAUCUCUGAGUUACAGCCAGACUUGAGUAAUGGCCAUCUUGAUGCUCAAGAUGAAAAUCCGCAGACGCAGCAGGGUUCGCUCAGCAUGCCUGUGAAUGCUGUUGUGGUGAAUGAGAGCGCUGACGACCAGGGUGAUGCUAACAUGACCGGCGAAGAUGUACACGAGUCUCUCUCGCUAGAUCUAUACAACGCUCCGGAUACUUUUCAGGGAGAGCCUGAGCGUGUCGAGCAACUUCAAGCUGAUGAGAUGGAGAUAUCGCCCGAACCAGAAGACUAUGUUGAAACGCAUGAGCACUUACCAGAAAACAUGGAGGAGACGCAAACAUCCGACGAGGACAUGGAUGUGGACAACGAUAGUGAUGGAAGUGCGAGCAUGUCUGGUUCGGACGAAGAGGAGUAUGAGCCUGCAGACGUCGAUACUUCACAGCCUAUGCAGCAUUCCGAGGACGAGUCUGAGGAAUAUGACCCUGAGACAGCGCCGGUGGACAGCGUCACGCCGACGACUGUUCCGGAAGACGGGGCUCAAGACUUCCAUGAGACUUCAGAGAAUGCCGCUGUGAGCAGGCCCGACACAGCGAUUGGGACUCCAGUCGAUGGAGCACAAGAUAUCUCGGGCGCCACGGAGUCUGACACCCCUUACAUUGAGACAGACACUAACGCCAAUGGAGUUGAUGCUGUGUCGGAAGUCCCAGCCAACACCAAGGAUGAUCUCGAAUCCGGUGAUCAGUUGACUGGUGCUGAUACACUGGUUCGACCACCCCCAGGGUCAAAUCAAAACCACGAUGCUACUCCGCUCCUGGGCGGUACAUGCCCACCACCCACGCAUUAUAUACCGUACAAGACACCACUUAGUGCCUUCAAAACCUACCGCUUCCACUCGGACUACCCGGAUACCGUCAAAAGUGGCUAUCGUUCGUUGACGUACAGCAACAACAUCGACCCCUCCCGUCCCCUUUGCCCCACGGAGCUAUCUGGUACCCCUUGUACCGACCCUGAAUGCGAAGAGCAGCAUUUUACUCAGCUUGGGCUUCCUGAUGAGAAGAUUCUCGUCCAAAUGAGUUCAGCGAGCGACAUCAAAGACAAACCCACACGGGACGAAUUCCAUGCUGGGUUGAAGCAGGUGAUUGCGGGAUUGAGGGCUAAUGAGGUGAAGGAUUUCGAAAAAGUGGCCGAUGCUCUUUCUGUGUAUCGCCGGAAAUUCUUUGCAGAGAGAGAGGAGAGAGAGAGACAAGAGGACGAGGACAGCCAGCCGCAAGCAGACCAAAAAGAUCCAGAGCACCAAGAGCAAGAGGUUCUGGGCUCUUAG
This is a messenger RNA of Fonsecaea nubica, 4176 nucleotides long. RefSeq lists its product as hypothetical. Gene Ontology annotation, cellular component: nucleus; exosome (RNase complex). The record is from RefSeq and is a predicted model, not a curated record. Bases 1 to 4176 code for a protein of 1391 amino acids. NCBI's taxonomy places the organism in Eukaryota, Fungi, Ascomycota, Eurotiomycetes, Chaetothyriales, Herpotrichiellaceae. The transcript is spliced from 4 exons.